This is a messenger RNA of Onychostruthus taczanowskii (white-rumped snowfinch), 1448 nucleotides long. RefSeq names its product heterogeneous nuclear ribonucleoprotein L-like. Gene Ontology annotation, molecular function: mRNA binding. The record is from RefSeq and is a predicted model, not a curated record. Gene Ontology annotation, biological process: regulation of RNA splicing; mRNA processing. The transcript has 7 exons. Gene Ontology annotation, cellular component: nucleus. Bases 300 to 1259 code for a protein of 319 amino acids. NCBI's taxonomy places the organism in Eukaryota, Metazoa, Chordata, Aves, Passeriformes, Passeridae.
GUUGGACAAGAAGAAGGGCGGGGCCUCGCCCUGACAGGCAACAGCUCCUCCAAUCAGCGCGGUGGGCGGGCAGACCGUAGCGCACGACGACCAAUGGGGUUCUCAGGAUGGCACUGAUGGGCAGCUCGGCGGACCAAUAGGCGCGGGGUAUUAUCUGUGACGGAGCAAAUCACAACGGCGUGCGGCGUCGCGGGUGUGGCGGGAACGGCGUCAGCCAAUAGCAUGCCCGGACCGCCUUGAUUGACGCGUGGGCGGGCCAAUGGGGGCGUGUCGUGGGCGGGACGGCGGAGCUGGGCGCCAUGUCGCGGCGGCGGUGGCGCGGCCCUCAGGGCGCCGAGGGUGGCGGGCGCGGAGCCGACAUGGGGAAGAUGGCUACGGGCGGCGGCGGCGGCGGUUCUGGCCGAUAUUACGGCGGCGGUGGCGGCAGCGAAGGCGGGAGAGCCCCUAAACGCCUGAAAACCGAGAGCGCGGAGGCGCCGCCUCAUGGGCCCGGUGGGCCGGGGGGCGCGGGCGGCGGGGCCGGCGCGGGAGGAUCGGAGAACUACGAGGACCCCCACAAGACGCCGGCAUCGCCCGUGGUUCACAUCCGCGGCCUCAUCGAUGGCAUCGUGGAGGCCGACCUGGUGGAGGCGCUGCAGGAGUUCGGGCCCAUCAGCUACGUGGUGGUGAUGCCAAAGAAGCGUCAGGCCCUGGUGGAGUUCGAGGACAUCCUGGGCGCCUGCAACGCCGUCAACUACGCGGCCGACAACCAGAUCUACUUCGCCGGCCACCCCGCCUUCGUCAACUACUCCACCAGCCAGAAGAUCUCGCGGCCCGGGGACAGCGACGACGCGCGCGGCGUCAACAACGUGCUGCUCUUCACCAUCCUCAACCCCAUCUACUCCAUCACCAUGGACGUGCUCUACACCAUCUGCAACCCCUGCGGGCCGGUGCAGCGCAUCGUCAUCUUCCGCAAGAACGGCGUGCAGGCCAUGGUGGAGUUCGACUCGGUGCAGAGCGCGCAGCGCGCCAAGGCCUCGCUCAACGGCGCCGACAUCUACUCGGGCUGCUGCACCCUCAAGAUCGAGUACGCCAAGCCCAGCCGCCUGAACGUGUUCAAGAACGACCAGGACACCUGGGACUACACCAACCCCAACCUGAGUGGGACAGACGGUGCGAAAGUCUCCAGGAGGGAGGAAUUGACCAAAACGCCGAGAUCUGAGCCCGACCCUGGCCCCUCCCCCCAGCGCCGCGCGGGGUUCGUUAGCAGCCCUAAUUAGGGAUUGAUGAGGUAGCAGAAAUGAGUAAUAACUGGGGACUCAUUGAUUAGCUAAAGUGAAUUAUAGUUGGGGGUUAGUUAGUUAAAGUAAAUUAUAAUUAGUGAUUAAUUAGGUAGCUAAAAUUAAAUCAAUAAAUUGGUGGUUAAUGAUCUGAAAUUGGUUAUAAUUAGUCAUUAAUUAUCUAAAAGU